GGGGAAAUAAAGUAAAAAAAAAUAGAGAGAGAAAAUAAAAAAACGAAAAGACAAAAAAUAAGAAUAAAAAUAAAAAUAACACAAUUUUUGGAAAAAAAGCGGAUGGCCUGCGGCAAAACGGAAAAGUGUGUAACUAAAAAAAAGAGGCCACUCUUUUGGGGAAACCUUGAGGGAUAUUUUCGUUCGUACAAUUGUGUUCACUUUUUGGGGGGAAAAAAUGAGCAGUGCAGGCAAAGUAGCAAAUGCAAAUGGCAGACACAAUGCGCUCAAAAGUAACAGCAGCAGUAGGGAAGAUGUGACCAAGGAGAGUACCAAAGGUGAUGAAGAGAGUGGCGAACUUGAGGGGGAUACACAAGAGGGUAAAGCAGAGAAUGCCACUACGAAUGACACACCUGGAGAGGGUAACCCCUCCGUGGAGGACCAAUCAACGGAAAGUGCAAAAACGAGCAGGAGUAACGAAGAUGCCCUGUUUCAUAUUAAAGACGGCUUAACGCAGCUAGAAAAAACGCUGAGCGGAGAGGGGUACGCCUUCAGCAACUUGACGUGUAAAAAUAAAAAUAUAAAUUGCAUCCCAAAGGAAAUAGAAAAAUAUAAACACCUCAAAUAUAUAAAUAUGUCUCAUAACAAAAUUGAAGGUAUAGACAAGCUGUACAGUCUGAGCAACGUCGUUUUUUUAGACCUUUCUAACAAUUCGAUUAAGGCUGUAAAGAAGAUGGAAAGCAAUUGCUUGAAAAAUUGCGUCUACAUGAAUUUAUCUCACAAUAUGAUUAAAAAGGUGGAGGAUAUAAAAAUGAAAAAUUUAAUAGAACUCGAUUUGUCCUACAAUAGCAUGGACAGUAUGAACAUCAGUCUGCCUAGCUGUCUAAAAAAAUUGAACCUCUCAAAUAAUAACAUAAAAAAGUUAGCUCUUAAAAAUCAGCUAGCCAAUUUGGAGGCCAUAGACUUGUCAUCCAACCCGAUAGAAAAUAUAGACUUUAGCGAAAUCACCCCAAACAUAAAUUACCUCAAAAUGAACAACAACAGUAGCAUGCCUAUGAGUCAGCUGAGUAACCUGAACAGCUUCAAGGGGCUGCAACGCCUGGACAUGGAAAACUAUCUGCAUUUCAAAGACAUAUCGUAUAAGGAGGUUAAGCAAAUUUUGGUCGCAAACACGAAGGAUAUUGCCCUGCAGAGGUUUAAUGGCAACCGCAUAGACAGGCAAGGCGCCGCGGGGCCCACCAGAAAGAACCCUUCCCAGUAG
Plasmodium vivax (malaria parasite P. vivax) is the source of this 1240-nucleotide messenger RNA. RefSeq lists its product as hypothetical. Gene Ontology annotation, molecular function: protein binding. NCBI's taxonomy places the organism in Eukaryota, Apicomplexa, Aconoidasida, Haemosporida, Plasmodiidae. The coding region runs from base 218 to 1240 and encodes 340 amino acids. The record is from RefSeq and is a predicted model, not a curated record. The transcript has a single exon.